GAACUCAGUCAUACUGAAGCUUAGAGAGGAGCGAUGUCUAUAUCCUAGAUGGGAUGUUUUUCUUUAUACAGCAUAAGGGAUUGAACCUAGGGCCUUGUGUUUAUGCACUUUACCACUGACUUAUGGUUCUAGCUUUCUGCUUACUAUUUUGAGAGAGUAGCUUCCUAAGUUGCCCAUGCUGGCCUUUUAACUCACUCUGUAGCAAAGGCAGGCCUUGAAUUUGUGGGUUCCCCUGUGACUGUCUUCCUAGUAGAUAGAUUUUUCUGGUCUGUGGAGGCAGGCAGGCCCAGCUUAAACUUAGUAAUUAUAAAUGUUGCAUUAUAUAUUUGCUUCAUCAUGAUAUAUUUAAAAAAAAUCUCUUAGAUAAGGACUUUUUCCCUUCAAACAUAACCACAUCAUUACUGUACUCAUAAGUAAUAAUACUUUUUUUAUUUUUGGUUUGUUAGGUGAUGAUCCAAACAAAGUCCACACAUUGCAUUGGGUUUAUUGCAAAAACCAAAUACUCAUCUGCCCUCUGUGUGUGUGUGUGGUGUGUGUGGUGUGUGUGUGUGUGUGUGUGUGUGUGUGUGUGCGUGAGAGAGAGAGAGAGAGAGAGAGAGAGAGAGAGAGAGGUAAUUUUGUUACAUAUAGAAUCUUCAGUGAUCAAAUUAGGGUAAUCUAACAUACCUGCUUUUUUUGUGUGUUGGAACCAUUCAAAAUCUCCACUUCCGGCUAUUAAAUUAUUCAGUAAAUUACUGUGGCCACUGUACUGUGGUGUAGGAUACUACUUUUGGUUUUCAUCCUAUUUAUUGAUUUGUCCUAUAGGAUUGCCUGUGUUCUAGAAUUGACAGAUUAUAUCCUUGUGUUUGUGUUUUUUUGUUUUGUUUUGUUUUUUUUGUUUGUUUUUUUUUUGUUUUUUUUGGUUCUUUUUUUGGAGCUGGGGACCGAACCCAGGGCCUUGUGCUUCCUAGGCAAGCGCUCUACCACUGAGCUAAAUUCCCAACCCCAUGUUUGUGUUUCUUAAUGAGUGGAUAGAUUCAAGUUUAAAUGUCUUUGCUGACAGAUAUUUAUCGAUGGUGCUUUGGACUCCUUCCCUCCCCCCGCUUUGUGUGUCUCACAUUAGUUAUGUAAGUCUGUCCCGCCUUCACAUACGAUGUAGGCUCUUGGUAGUAUUGCUCUGGUCCAUUAUAAAGGUUUCCCCAAGACAUUUUCACUUUAAUAAUUUUUGUAAUUUGUUUAUAUAAACACACAUGGUGGUGUGCUUAUUUAUGACAUAUAUUGUAGUUCAGGUUGGCUUGGAACUUGAUUUGUACUCUGGCUAGCUUCAAACUUAGAAAUACCUGCUACUCCCAGCCUUCUGAAUGUUGAAAUCUCAGGCAUGAGUCUCCACACUUGGCUCAAUAAACUGUUAUCUGUAAGCCAAUUUGACCCUUCCCAGACCUUUUUUUUUUUUUUGGAGCUGGGGACCGAACCCAGGGCCUUGCACUUGCUAGGCAAGCGCUCUACCACUGAGCUAAAUCCCCAACCUCCCCCCCCCUUUUUUUUUAAAGAUUUAUUCACUUAUUAUUAUAUAAGUACACUGUAGCUGUCUUCAGACACACCAGAAGAGGGCAUCAGAUCUCAUUACAGAUGGUUGUGAGCCACCAUGUGGUUGCUGGGAAUUGAACUCAGGACCUCUGGAAGAGUAGUCGGGUGCUCUUAACCACUGAGCCAUCUCUCCAGCCCCUUCCCAGACCUUUUAAAUACUUCCCCAAAUUUCUUAGUUAUGGGGAGGAAGCUAGCUGUUUGGAGUCUGGUUUCCAAAGAGGUAAGGUAGAGAUGGUACUGAAAUGUGUGUGACACUCUUUCUCGCUCUAAUGAAGCUGUCCUCUUCUGUUCAUCUCCGUUAGAUUUGAGGAACACUGACCAAAUGAUACUGCCUUGCUAGGUCUUGGUCAUGCUCAUGGAAGUAGACAUAUUGCAAAGACCCUUCCUGAAUCUCUUUUCAUGUCACUGAAGGACAUUGAGACUGGGAGCUUUGUAAAUGAGAGGCAGCUUUAUUGAAUGAAAUCCAGUCAUUUGUGAGUUAAAAUUUUCUUUGGAAAGUCACUGAUGGCUGAAAUACAUGAAGGACUGCAUAAUUUUAUUUUGUACAUUGCUUAAUUUGUUUUCUAAUUGAUCCUCUGAAUAUUUCAAGUGAGCAUAGCUAGUUCUUACAUUUUCCUUCCUUAUUUUCUUUCUUGUACUUUUUCUGCAAAUAUCUUUUUCUGUAGUGUAUUAUAAAGAACAUUUCUUUAACAGUUCAGUUCACCUUUGCAGCCAUCAUCUGAAGAGGUUCUAGAGGUAAAGAAGCAGAGGAUUUUAUUCAGUUCAGUCAGUGGUUUGGCCAUCUUGGUCACGGGCCAUGAUUGUGCUAGCCAUUCUGCCAUACUCCUUAUGUCCUUAACCUCUCUUAACUCUCAAUACAAGCUGGUCACCCUCCCGAGUUUUUGGACACAUAUUUUCCCUCUGAGCAUUAAGUUCUUGCAACAUUUUAAUUUUUAUUUAACUUGUCAUUUUCAAGAAAUUUUGUCCUUAAAAGCCACAGGAUCCUGACUCAAUGGUGAACACCAUUACUUGGGAGGCAGAGAUGGGGCUGUAAAGUUUCAGGUUAGUGUAGGCUGCUUAGCUCCUCAGUUUCAGGGAAAAGGAAGAAGUAUUAAGUGUUUUGGGAUGUUCUUUACUGAGAUCCCUCACUGACCAUAUGUAAUGUAAUUCAGUGCCUUAGGAAAUGGCUGCAAAACACUUUUAGAGAAUUUUUAAAAAGUGUAUUGUUCUAUAGAGUUUCACAGGGAAUUUUGCAAGGAGUUUGGAUUGUCUGCUCUGGCUUGCUCUCUUAGUGUUUACAGUUGGAUCUCUUUGUUGACCUAAAAAUAAAUUGGAUUGCAUGUGCUUUUUUUUUUUUUUUUUUUUGGUUCUUUUUUUCGGAGCUGGGGAUCGAACCCAGGGCCUUGCGCUUCCUAGGUAAGCGCUCUACCACUGAGCUAAAUCCCCAGCCCCUGCAUGUGCUUUUUUUAUUUGAAAGAAAUGAAAAAAGUGCUAUACUUACAAUUUUUGGACCUUUUUAAGUGGGUUUAGAUCUUUACCUGUUUUGGUUGUUGAGGAAGAUGGUCAUUAAUUAAAAUGAAGGUGGUUCUUUCUAACUUCCCAGGUAUAUUAAUAAAAUGAAAUAGAUAUAACAAGCUUUGUAGUUUUAAAUUUCCUUUUAUAUUGUAGCUUUUUAGAUGAUUUCCUUUUUGUUUUUAAGUAGUUAAGCCUAAAUAAGGCUUUUUAGUAAUAACGACAGAUUGCUUUUAACCCCCCCCCCCCCAAAACAAAACAAAACAAAAAACCUCCUACUUCUACCUACAUUGUGUUAGUUUGGUCUUGUUUCUUAUUUUGAAGAUGACUUUGGCCAGAAGAUGCUAUUUCUGAAUUUAUACUCACUUAGCUAUAAAAGUGCUUCUAGAAAUGGAAUAACAAUUUUGAAAAACAUUUGUUUUGUGAAAAACAACUGAAUUGUCAGAAUAGUUAGAGUCUGGAUCUGGGUUCUUGGUGGUCCAUUGAUGCUGUUGUUUUCAUGAAUGGCUUCUUUCUGUCUCUGCUAGUGGCUGGUGAACCCAGUCCUUAGCAGGCACACUUGAAUGUCUGUCAGUUCCAUGAAGCUUAUAGUAAUUGUGUAGGUCAGGUUAGUGUCUCAGUAGCUUGUUUUUUUCUGUGGUCAUGUUUUUAGGUUUUGUUUCACUUGAAACUUUUCUAAGUUCUUGGGAUACAUUUCCCUCUUCAGCUAUUGCAACAUAGGGAUGUCUGUCUGGCCAUGGUGACAGCUCAGUGGGUUAAAGGACUUACACAGUCUUGAGGACCUGAGUUUUGAUUCACAGAACCCACUGUGGAAGGAGAGGACUGACUUCUGUCCCAUAGUUCACAGUGCAACUGUGACUGAUGUGUAUGCUUGUCACAACACACAAUAGUAAGACAAGAACAUCUAAAAACAAAGAGUUUCUCUCUACUCUGCCUCCCUUUCUGCUUCUGUUGAUUGUUUGGAGAGAAACACUCAGUACUUUUAGGAAAAUGUAGUUGCUGAGAAGAAUAGGACUUAGUAACAUUCUGUAUUCAGACCACGGAAUCACCGUGGCAUUUAAGAAUGCAGAUUUGUUUGAAGAUGAAAGUUUGUUUUCUGAAACAAGUCUGGCAAAUUCCUAGUUUUCAGGUUUUGUAAUACAACACUUAAAAAUACAAACUUUAAUAGACAGGUAAUGUUUGUUGCUGUUUAUAAAGUAGGCAGUUUGCUGAAAUAGAAAGAGAUGAACACCACAUUUUUGAAUAAAAGUCUGAACACCUGCCCUGGACAGCAAACUCAGCCUCUUGUGCUUCCUCCAGGUUGCUCUGGUGCUGUCUUUUAACCUGGCUUUGUUGGGUUUGUGAGUUUUAGAAGUUUUUUUUUUUCCCCCAUUUGGGAAGAGACUCUUUUCCAGGUAGAAGUCCAUCUCUAGAGAACAAGCCUGCUUCAGGGCUGUGUGCUGAGGUCUUUGUGGAAAGAAUGGUUAUUACCAGGGAAGGUUUUCCUUUUGUUUUACUUGCUAUCCAGAUGCUGCUCAGACUCUCGCUCUCGCACAGGAUCACACUAUGGAUAUUCCAAGUCAAGACCGACUGAAGGUAAAAUCACCACACGGUGACUUCUUUUCUUGUACAGAGUGGCCCCUUCUCUGUACCUGUGGAUCUUGGGCUCCCAAGGCCUUUUCGUGAAUGUGGUAAGGAUUUAAUAAGAAAAGCCCUUGGGGGUUCACAGACCAGGGACAGAGUGAACCUUCUCUGUUCUGCCCUUAACAGAGUUCCAGUCUCUGAAUGUGUCUUUGGGAUGUAGCACUUCUGAUUUUCACUCCUUCCAGUUGCUCUCUCUCUUUCUCUCUUUCUAUUUCUUUGCGUGUGUGUGUGUGUGUGUGUGUGUGUGUGUGUGUGUGUGUGUGUGUUUAAGAUGGUAUAUAUUUGAGUGUUUGAGGCAUUGCUGUAUUAGACUGUAGCAGGCUGGUUGCAGUUAAGUUUAAGUUUAUGUCAUGGCAUUAUGUCAUGAGUUGCCUCAAAUGUAGGGAAACUUUUAAGAUCAUCUUGAAAUAUGAUGAGGGUGUCACUUGCUUUCUGAAUAUACCUAAUAGAAGUAGGCUGUGCAGACAACCUGUUUUUCAAGAGUGUAUUUUGUCCUUUGUACACAAGUUAUUCCCCUUCCCCAAGUUUGGGGUCCUGCUAGUUCUGCUGGUGGUGUUGAGAGGUGUGUGUUGCCUUUCUUGAGGAUUCUUGUCAGCUUUAGAGCUCUCUUUUCUUGUGCAUAACCCAUUGUGUUGCACACUAACUGGUGAGCCAGAAUGGAACUGCUACAUCCCCUGGUCUUAGUCAUUUCAGCUGUACUAACUGACACCCUUCCCUUUCAGCACGGUGCAACAGAGUGCUCCAACCCCAGAAAAAGAACUGAAGAAGAUGAUACUCACACACUGCCUACCUCACGACGUAAAUGCAGAGAUUCCAGAGCAGGAUAUAGGUACUGCCAUUGUUUCAGACACUACGGACGAUUUGUGGUUUUUAAAUGAGACCGUGUCAGAGCAAUUAGGUGUUGGAGUAAAAGUUGAAGCUGCUAACUGUGAGCAACCAAGUGAAGUAGGGAGAACAAGAGACAAGAAGAUGGUUGAAGGGGGAAAAGAUGAUGACCUUGAGGACUCCAAGUCCUUAAGUGAUGAUACUGAUGUGGAAGUCACUUCUGAGGAUGAGUGGCAGUGUAGGGAAUGCAAGAAGUUUAAUUCUCCAAGCAAGAGGUACUGUUUUCGUUGCUGGGCCUUGAGGAAGGAUUGGUAUUCGGAUUGCUCUAAAUUAACUCAUUCUCUCUCUACAUCUAAUAUCACUGCCAUACCUGAAAAGAAGGACAAUGAAGGAAUCGAUGUCCCCGAUUGUCGGAGAACCAUUUCCGCUCCUGUGGUUAGGCCUAAAGAUGGAUAUUUAAAGGAGGAAAAGCCCAGGUUUGACCCUUGCAACUCAGUGGAAUUUUUGGAUUUGGCCCAUGGUUCUGAAAGCCAAGAGAUCAUCUCAAGCACAAGAGAACAAACAGAUAUUUUCUCUGAGCAGAAGACAGAAACAGAAAGUAUGGAAGAUUUCCAGAAUGUCUUGAAGCCCUGUAGCUUAUGUGAAAAAAGGCCUCGGGAUGGGAACAUUAUUCAUGGGAAGACGAGCCAUCUGACUACAUGUUUCCACUGUGCCAGGAGACUGAAGAAGUCUGGGGCUUCAUGUCCUGCUUGUAAGAAAGAGAUUCAGUUGGUUAUUAAGGUUUUUAUAGCAUAGUUGAGUCAGUUGCAGAGAAAUACUAGGAGUACCAGGUCAUUUAUCAAAAGUCAGUAUUCUUAGAGGAAGGGGCAGAAGAUUACCAAUUUUGAUGCCAGUCUGGGCCAUAUAAUGAGACCUCGGUCUUAAAAGGAUCAGUAUUGAGCAUCUUUUAUAAAUGUGACCCAUCAUAUAUAUUUAUUUAUAUAAGCAUAUAUGGAAUUUUAGAUCAGUUUUGAGGGUUUCAUUGAUGAGAAGAUACAUAAAUAACUUUGUUUUCCUUCCGAAUUGUAAACCCGAGAGGCAAUAAUACCAAUACAAACAUAACAAUGCAUUCUUUUAUUCACUUCCAAAAUUAUUGCAAGAAUAAUAUAAUACAUUAGUCGAUUUAUUCUUUACCCUGCUGUUAUGUAAUGUUCUUGAGGCAUCAAAGUCUAAGGUAGUUAUUAAAAAACAUACUAGGGCUAACACUGAAGAGAGCAGAUCUGAUGAGCAGUCGCUCAUUGUGCAGCCAAGGAUGACAUUAAACUCUUCAUCCCCUCAUCCCCUUAUCUCUGCCAUCUACACACCUCUGCUUACUGUGCCCAUGUGAAAUCUUAGUUUUAGAACAAAUACCACAGGUGUACAUCUCACAGCCUUAUUAGUUAUCAGUCCUAAAAGAGAAAAGGUGCAGACUUUGUAGCCAGCACUUUGCAUUUGUCAGAAGCUGGCUAGGUGUUCUGUAUCUUGUGCUCUGGAGUUGUUCCCAUUCUAAGGCAGUGGCCUAUGAUGGGACUUGAGCAAGUGUGGGAGCAGUGUAGCAGCUGUGAAAGGGACGGAAACAAAUUGAUCACUUCAGUUCUGCUUAGUCAUUUUAGACCACAUCAAUUUAGUAGAAUACCGACAAAUGACCUGAAGGUCUUUGAACUGAACCCCUUGUAUCUGUUCUGUGUCCACUGAACCCAUAGAGGCCAUCUUGAUGUUUCCCCAGGGAUAUGAAUAUGUCAUUUUAAAGACAAGUUCCUAGAACUAUUGAACUUGAGGGUAAUCUAGCCAUCUUGGCCUUCCUUUGGCUCCUGCUGUUAGGAAGGGUGAUAUCUAGUCCCGUUAUGUCAUUAUGUCUCUGCUGGAUCGGGACCACUGGGGCUCUUGUAAUCAGUACUGAGGGGAGCUCUGUUAGCUUAUGUUCUUACAUUGCCCCCAUGUUUCCUGUCCGUCCCGUGCUUUACCAGUAGACCCCAAUUCCCAGGAGAUAAGUUAUCAUAGUUACUCUCUAUUGCCGUGACAAAGCACCAGUGCAAAAUAGAAAAGGAAGUAUUAAUUGGGUUUGCUUUUGAGACAGUUAAGAAUCCAUGAUGGCAGGAACAACUGAGAGCUCACAUCUUGAUCUGCAAGUCGGAGGCAGAGAAAGAACCCUGGGAAACCCCAGGGCCUGCCCCCCAGUGUCGUACUUGGUCUACAGUUUCUACCAACUGGGGGCCAAGUAUUCAAACUUAUGAGCCUAUGGUUUAUAUUUUCAUGUAAAGUGCCACAUUCCACUCCCUAGUCACCAUAGGCUCUUGGCCAUAUUACAAUGCAAAAUGCAUUUUAGCCCAACCUCAAAAUUCCUCAGAGUCUUUUUUUACUCUUGACAUAAUUUAAAGUCACAGUCUCUUCUGAACUCAAAGGAGUCUCAUAAUUGUAACCCCCUGAAAAAGCAAAAAAGCAAAUUAUACAUUUCUAACACACAAUGGCACAGAAUAUACAUUACUAUUCCAAAAAGUUAUAUUUCAGCAAUAGUGAGAAAAUUCUGAACCAACGCUCGACUGAAACCCAGCAGGGCAAUUUACAAGUCCCGUAACUCCAUGUCUAUAUCAAAGGGUUUAUAGUUACCCUUUUGGAUUUGUUGACUGCAACAUACUUUGCCUGAUUCCAUUUCUUGUGUGCAGCCCUCCCUGACAGAUAGCACACGGUUCUGACGCCUCUGGCAUUCAUAGGUCCCAGUGCAACUCAGGCUUUACUUUCACAGCUUCAUGCAGUGGCCUCUUGGGGCUUCUUGCCCUCUCAGGGCCUUCAUGCAGAAACUGCCUCACAACCCAUUCUGUGAUAUUAGUGACUCCUUAACUAUGGAGAAAGAUUCCACAGCCAUGUAUCCUCCCAUGUAUCCUUCAUGACUCUAAGCCAGAUGACAUUGCUGAGUUCUGCAUGCCUCACAUGGAGCCUGACCUUGAGUCACUCCCAGUGGUGUUCAUGUGUUGUUGCCUUUAGAAGCAGAGAAUUCCUUAGGCCUUUUCCUUUCAUAAGUUGGAAUCCUAACUGGGCGGAGCUUUAUCCUGUUCAUCCCUCUUUAUCUGGCUUCUCCUUAAUCUCUAUCUCUUUGAGCACAUUAACUUCCCUGUGGGCUUUUCUUGGAGAUUUUUUAUUGUAGUCCUGUAUAAAAAUGCUGCAGAGCCAGAAUUAAGCUUUCCUGCAAUUUCCUCUAUCAAAGAAAUUAGUCUCAUUACUUUUCACUUCGGGCUUAGGCAGAUUCUUGGGACAAGGGUAGAAGGCAGCUACAUUCUUUGCCAAAAGAAAACAAGAGUAAGUCUUUAGCCAGUUACUAAUGUUUUACCCCUAAGCCUCUUGCUCUAGCCCUCCACAGAUCAUACUCUCAGCAAGGCUGUCUCCUAGGCUUCUACUGGACCCAUUAAGCUCUGCUUACAGCCUUGAACCCUUUAUUUUCUUAGUUCAAAGUCCCAGAGUUUUCUACAUUCCUCCAAAAAAAAAAAAAAAAACCAUAUGGUUAGGUCUUUCACAGCUAAGAUCCGCUUCCUGGUACCAGCUUCUGUGUCUUGGCUACUCUUCAAUUGCUAUGACAAAGCACCUGACUAAGGCAGAGAAUAUAGGAAAGCAUUUAUAGGGUUUAUAGUUUAAGAGGGUUUUAGUUCAUGAUAGAAGAACAGUUGAGAACUUUUAUCUUGAUCUGCAAGUAGGAUGCAAAAAGAAAACUCCGGGAAGGGCAUGUUCUUCUGAAACUUCAAAGCCUUCACCUUGUGACACACCUCCCCAACAAAGCCUUAUCUCCUAGUCCUUUCCAAAUAGUUCCUCCAACUGGGGACCAAAUAUUCCAACAUGAGCGCUGGGGAGCAUUCUCCUUCAAACCACUAGUUUCCCAAGGAGCUCUUUCCUAACCACAUCUUGUGCUUCCCCCAGUUGAUGAUUUCACUAGUUAACUUAGGUAGUUUUGCCUUUCUCAGUGGUCACAUCUUCUGCUCAUAUUGAAGAUCCUGCAGCUCCAGUUGGGCUUGAUGUGCAUUUUCUUUGAGGAACUGAUAACAGACAUGUUUAUCUGCAUCUCCAUGAUAGUGAGAAAAAGUAGCUUCGAGGUAAUCAUAGCUGUUAUCAGUCUCAGUCCCUAGUUGAGAAUAGGCUGUGAUCUACCUAGCCCUGGACUCUAGUUAUUUCCUAGACAUGGACCUCCUGGGUGGAAUUGGGUCAUUAGGAUGUUUAAUUCCAAGCAUAACUUUCAAGAUAGGAUGCGUUAUAUAGUACAUCAGUUUCAUCUAAGGCUUUUCUUAAUCUUUAGGGGUAGAAUUUAGCUGUUUUGCCAUGACUGGCCUGGGCCUUACCCUAUAUCUCAGGCUGGUCUUCUUUUCAGUGACCUUCCCGCUUUUGCCUCUCCAUUGCUGGAAUUCUAGGCAUGUGAUGACUAAAUUUCUUAUUUUAAGUCAUUUAAGUUAGGUUUUGUUAUGCUAUUUUGGACAAAAAGUGCAGAGCAGAGAUGAUAGAUUAUUAGAACAGUCUCCAGGGCCUCACUGUUACUGCGUUCCUCACAGGGGCCUUCAUGAUUGAUGAUGUGCUUCAGUUUACUGCUGUGUCAGGUGAGAGGGUCAGAGCAAGGCUCCACACAGGUUACUGCCUCCCUGGCCUACUUAGGACACAGUAGAUUCAUGAUCGAGGGCUGGAACUGGUAGAUUAGAGCAGCCAGACUGGCCCUUCCCUGCCACAGGAUUGUAUAAUAGAACAUGGCACCACCAGGCAUUUGUGACCGUGGAUGUGUUCAUUAUUUAUGUAUAUUUAGAUGUGUGUGAUACUUGGCAUGGUUUGAAAGAAUUUAUUCUGAAAGCCAGGAUCAUUUUAAUCUUUGUGUGUCAAUUCAGUGUAAUGUUGGGGCCUUUGAAAAGUUGAUUAAGAAAUUAGGGAACAUUCCCAGUUCCUUCAUGUUACCUGUUUAGUUCUCUCUGGAAAGGAAGACACUUGGACCAGCUGUUCGGCUGUUUUGUUUUGUUCUGUUUCCAUGAUAUUCUAUGAAUCUCCAUGGCUUUAGAUACUGUGACUUAUUUUCCCUUUAGCCCAAAUUGUUGAUUCAGUCUUAAGAAUACUAUUUUUUGAUGCCCCUUGUGUGUGCACACUGUCUAGAUUGAUGCUACCUUUGCUAAAAAUGUCGUAAGAUAAAGAACUAGCUGUUUAGAACCUGCACUUCAAAGAUAAACCGGGAAGCUGCCCUCUGUGCCAAAAGUAAAGUGUACAAUGUUUACAGAUGGGUGACGUUUGCACUGCCAUAGGGAAUGGUGAGACUAUGUUACCAGACCCUUAGAUUUAUGAGUAGGUGGUUGCAGUUAAGCCUAUGAGAGGAUCUGUUGAGCCUUUUAAGGCUAAGCUGGUAAGAGUUCCGAGACAGGUGGUUGGUUAGAGUGAUUUCCUAGACCUCACUUGGGUCUUUCUGUUGACAGUUCUUCAUGGCUUCAAGCAGAUACCAUAUGCUUUCUUUAGAGGAGCUGCCAGCCCUCCCUCCUGUGAGAGAUUGUCGCGUAGACAUUUUGAAAUCUUUCGAUGUAAUGUGCAAUCCCAAGUAAUGCCAUUAUUGGUGAAUGUAGCAUUGUUAAACUCUUGCUGUAGGUUAUUUCUGAUCUUCCCUUGAUAGCCUUCUUUUUUUUGUUUUUUUGUGUUUGUUUUGUUUUCAGAGACUAAAGUCUCACUAUUUGGUUGACCUAGAACUUGCUUUAUGACUAGGCUGUCCCCAAACUCACAGAGAUCUGCCUUUCUGCCACCAUGCCCAUCCUCAGUAGUUUUCUGAAUGACCGAUGUCACAGAAAGUGAUCUCACAUCUGUGGUGUUGCUUUCCCAGUUUAUGUCAUUGCAUAGGCACAGCACAGUAGAAUCCCGUUUCUUAGACUGGAGGAGUCCGAGAUAAGCUAAAAAGGCUAGUAGUUCCUUCAGUGGUUUUAGAGCUUGGCAGAUGCUUUACUGAAGAUCAGCAUUGUGUUGUGACUCUUGAGGGCCAAUAUGAGCAUUUAAUUUGUUACCCAAAGGUGCUUUGUAUUUUUAAACAGCAAGUACUUUGAUGUGUGUAGACAUUUCCCUUCGUUUUCCCUCCCUCCCUCCCCAUUGCGUUUGAACAUUGUUUAUGCCAGAGGCCAUCUGUCACUCUGGGUGUUUAGAAGUGCAGUAUACUUAAGUAGGGUCCUUCUUCAGCCUGUCCUGAGCAGUGUUGUGGUUACAGAGUGGGACCAUGAGCUCUCUCAGAGAGGAGGGAAGCUGUGAGGGCAAGCUGGCUUCCUUUGUGGGGGUGUUGGGGUUUGUUUGAGCACUAAGGAAUUUGAGGUCAGUCUUCCCCCUCUUCCUGCCCAUAGUUUUCACUUUCCUUUCAGUAAGAACCACCCCUUAAAAGAAAACAGGAGGAGAUGCAGUGCUUUUGGCCUUAGCCAGCAGCUUGGGGCCUACUCUGGAAGUUGUAAGCUACAGUUUUUCUUACCUGUAAAGCCAGCACACACACCUACCUACCCUUCUACCUCAGUUUAUUGUGGAGACUAUGGAGGAGCAACUCUUAACAACUCUGACUGCCUUGAAGGUGGAGGAAGCUUGUAGUCUUGGUCAACUGUGCUCUGAGGUUUAUAUUGAGAAUUCUUUAUGUUCUGGAAGUGUUUACUUCUCCUUGAUGCCUGCUUAGUAGAACCUGCAUUGUUUGCUGUAAGUCUCUGCUCACCUGCUCGUCCUUUCCUUGGCACCAGGCUCUUGAUUAGGAAGAGUCAUCUCCAGAUGCUUUGAGAAGCACAUGUAAGUUUCCGUAGCACACUCUGCUGAUGGAGCGCUUGCUCUUCUGUGGGCUUGCUGUGUAGGAACUGGUUCUGCAUACACUUGAGUAGCUGGCAUAAGAUGCCCUGCUGCUGGUGUGCAGGAGGAGGUUUCAUGGCAUUCCCAGUCUGGUGCUUGCCAGUGCAGGAGCAAACGAGGGUAAUAAACUGAGAAGAACGGCAGCUUACUAACGAGGCCAGAGGGAAAUGUUUCCGUGUGUCCUUGUGUAACUUUUUACAGCGCCACUAAGUUAAUAGCCCUGUACCUGGGUGUUUGCACUAUGUAAUGCUUCUAAUGCCUUUUUAUUGUGUUUUUGUGUGAUUAAACAAUUUUCAUUUCA
Rattus norvegicus (Norway rat) is the source of this 12631-nucleotide messenger RNA. NCBI's taxonomy places the organism in Eukaryota, Metazoa, Chordata, Mammalia, Rodentia, Muridae. The record is from RefSeq and is a predicted model, not a curated record.